CCUUUGACUGGCUAAUUACAACAUUUGCACAGCAUAAUGGAGAAGAACAUCCGCCUGGAAACUCAGAAGGAAUUUGAAAAGAUCACUGGCUGGCAGCUUUGGGUCUUGAGACUCAUGGGUUGCGGUGCAUACGAACCAAACUUUCGAAUUUCUUUCGCAACGCUUGUGAUACUCUUCUUGGCCGGUGCUUUUGUCGUGAUAACUAUUUUUGAUUUGUUCUUGUUUCAAAAUGAUGUGUUUAAUUUCACGUUUGCCCUGGUCACACUGUCUUACGCUGUUAUCGGAUGUACCCGGCUUGGGUUCAUCAUAUUUCAUCCUAACCCAUACAGUGCGGCAUUUCAAGAAGCUAAGCAGACUUAUUUGCUAGCCUCAUCGGACGAACGGGAUCAGCAGGUGCUCCAACAUUACACCAAGCUACUGAAGCAGUGCAUUUCCAUGUACAGCAUCGCGUUUUUGGGUGGAAGCGUUGGAACAGCAUUCUUACCACUGAUUGUGUAUCUCUGGAAUGGGGAAAAGAUUCUACCCUUUGGAGUUGUGAUACCGUUUACUGAUUUGGAAACAUCUUUGGGCUACCAGCUGAACUACAUGUACCAAGUAAGCUGCAUUUUGUGGACGCCACCAGGAUUAACGGCCUCGCAGAACAUCUACAUCACAUUGGUGUUUAACAUUUGCAUACAGUACGACCUCAUUUUCAUAAAACUUGAUGAGUUAGAUCAGUUGGCGGUUCGUAACAUCGAUGGUACGCUGGACAAGGAGGUUGAACAAAAAUUCAUCGAAAUUAUCAAAUAUCAGCAGCGAUUGAACCAAUUUGUAGCGGAAGUUGAAAACCGAUUCACGGUUCAGAUAUUUGUGGAAAUUAGUUGCAAUGCGCUUCAAAUUGUUGUUACAUUAUUUGUUAUGGAAAUUGAUACCUGGAUUCCAGGAUAUCUGGUUAUAACUGUAGCAACAUUUCAAUCAUUUUUGUACUGCAUCCUGGGAACCUUAAUCGACAUGAAAACUGAACUUUUCACGGAGAAAAUUUACAACGUUGCUUGGCAUAGAAUGCGUACAUCAGAGCAGAACAACAUCAAGUACAUGCUAUCGAAAUCGCAACAAUCUGUUUUGCUAACAAACGGAGGCAUGUUGCCGAUGAACAUGAACCUGUUUUUGGCGGUGUACAAAAAAUCUAUUCCAUCUUCAUGAUGCUCAAGAAUGUGUAAAAUGAAAUUAAAGGACCACAUAAAUCAAGAAUCAUUCGGUUCCGGAAAAAAUAAUUUUGAAUAAAUAAUUCUAAAACAAG
Molecule: messenger RNA, 1279 nt
Organism: Culex quinquefasciatus (southern house mosquito)
Lineage: Eukaryota; Metazoa; Arthropoda; Insecta; Diptera; Culicidae
Product: putative odorant receptor 83c
Exons: 3
Coding region: 37-1182 (381 amino acids)
Biological process (GO): detection of chemical stimulus involved in sensory perception of smell; sensory perception of smell
Cellular component (GO): plasma membrane
Molecular function (GO): odorant binding; olfactory receptor activity
Source: RefSeq, a predicted model, not a curated record